Molecule: messenger RNA, 4257 nt
Organism: Verruconis gallopava
Lineage: Eukaryota; Fungi; Ascomycota; Dothideomycetes; Venturiales; Sympoventuriaceae
Exons: 1
Coding region: 325-4083 (1252 amino acids)
Source: RefSeq, a predicted model, not a curated record
CUCGUAUUUCCACCCCGGCUUCGUCUUAAAAAAGCUCAUCCAGUUCAAUUCUUUGUCCUCUAACGCCGUCGUACGUCGCGGUAUUGUAUUCGUCAGUUCUAAUCUCUUCUUUUCCUCUCAGGUGCUCUGCUGGCGUUGCGCCAAACCUGGCAUCAGCCAACGCUGAUCCGAGCCGGUUCACCACCAUAAAUUAACAUUCCAUCGAAAAAUUCACCCAAAUCGGCUUUAAAAACGAUGGAUUUGCUAUCUUACUGCAGCUUAUAGUUUUCAUCAUCGUUAUAUACUACUAGCUUUUGAUUACAAUCGUGCUAAACCAUCCGAGCCAUGCCGCCUCGCGGCAGAGGACGCGGCCGCGGCGGUGGCAGAUUGGCAAAUCGUGGAACCACCAGAGGUGGUAAUAGAGUUGCAAAAUCUGCUCCAAGACCACCAGGACGCCCGAGGAGAAAUUCGUCAGGCAACCUCAAUGGCCAUUCCCAGGAUCGGUCCGAUGGGGAUCACGUUCACGCCGUCUUCGAGCCCCCAGGCUUGCUCAUCAUAGCCGGCAUGCUGCCCGAACACUUUCCAGACUAUGAUUCGGAUCACGAGCAGGGCGAAAGCGACUCUCAUUCCGACUAUGGUUCUGCAACUGCGAAAACGCCGCGAAAGCUGACGGCCAGAGAGCGUCUGCAGGAGACCGAGCAUGCUUCCAAUCCUGGAAACGACGAUGAUUGGACCGAAACAGAUGUCGAGAUCAUGGUCGCCCCAAAGACCAGAGGCUUUUACCGUCCACCACCCAAGCGAGAGGUGGUCCGGAAACGAGUCAAAAAAGCCGAAAGCUCUCGUUACGGCGAUGCUUUUCCGCAACUUCGUAAUGGCAGCGCCUCGGAAGAUGCUAGCGAAGACGCUCUGCCAUCGCGUCGCUCGUCUCAAAAGUCAAGUCACGAGAACGCUGACCUCCCCGUCAUCGUGGAGCAGGAGGCCACCGAUGAAGACAUGAAUGCCAAAAGCACGUCUUCUGCCGUCACCGCGAAUACGGCCAACAGCGUCAAGAAGUCGAGGAAAGAUGCCACACCUGAAUCAUCGAAGCCACGGCCCGAGAUUGUGGACGAGGGUGAGCUUUCUGAAGCAGACUUCCCUACCGCAUUCCUAAAAAAACCUCCAACGCCUCCAAUAGAGAAAUGCGAUGACCGAGCCGACUGGAUCAUGCGUAAGCUCUUUGCCCCAAUGGGAGACCCGCAGGCUUUCGUCUCCGCUCUCACGAAGCUGGACCCCUCUACCCGCAGCACCGAGGUGCUCUACGAUCUCGCAUUGAAUGCACAGCGUGCCAUCAAGGCUUGGCAGGACGAGUACCUUGAGCUCGAUCAGAUCACUGCCCCGAAAUCGAACCCUCCGAAAAAACCUCUAACCGGUGGCCGCAUGAUCAUCGAUCCCUUAAUUUACGAUGACAUGCUCGAAGCAGACCUUUACGGCUAUAACUACGACUCCAAAAAGGCUCCAGGGAUGCAGGACCCUUUCCGUCAACGCGCAGGGGGCGGAAAGUUCGUCGGUGGACGCGAAUUACGCCAGCGAAGGGGCCGCGACGUUGGCCCCGUUGAGCUCAGUGAGCCCGACGCGACAGACGUCGGAGGCUAUGGGACACGUAGACGAAGAGCUGCUCAGCAGCAGAACAACAAUCAGCUCGAGGUGCCACCUAGAGGAGUCAAGCGAGUCAAUAGCAAUCAAGGGUCAGAGGUCGAACUGCCGCCUCGCAAACGUGGCAGGCCGAGCGCCGCAGAGAAAAGCCUCAUGCAAUCGAGGGUGCGACAGCUUAGAGAGGAGAGCGCCGCAAGAUCAACGAGCAGCGAGCGAGAUGUCAGAUCCUCGGAGCCUCCGCGGCGGAGAGGCAGACCGCCCGGUAGCAAAAACACAAUGCCUAGGUCGGACGCUGGAAUCAAAAAGGGGCCAAGAAAACCAAGAACUACCUCUACCCAAGCAGACGGUGAGAAUGCUUCGCUCGAUCCCGCAGAAGCUGCCACGCCUGCCUCCGGAGACGACAGCAUGAUCGUCGAUGAUGCUGCGCCAGCUUCUCAAGUCAACGGCGUCGAAGCGAAUGCAAGCACAGGUCAAGAGCACAGCGUCACGAACGGAGAGCCACCCGCUCCACCUCCUGCUCAAACUGGCACGAGUGCAAGCACUCCUGGUCCCGACGGGUCAGCUCCAAAGGAGAAAGAUCCCAAGAAGCGCGUUCGAUCGGAAAAACGCUCCAAGAGCAUGACUGAGUGGUGGGCGGCACGUAAGGCUAAGGCCGCCGAAGACCGCAAGCUGCAGCUGGCCCAACAGGCUGAGCAGGAUCGCAUUGCAGAGGAGCAGGCUCGUGCCGCGCAUGCAGCGCAUCAGGCACAUUUUCCACCCCAAGACGCGAGAUACUGGCCGCAGAUUGCUCCGCAGCAUCAACAUCAACAUCAUCAUCAUCAUCAUCAUCAGCAUCAUGCUCCACAGUCUUAUCAGGGUCCGCCCCCACAAACACAUCCUCCUCCUCCACCUCCGCCGCCGCCGCCAUUUGCGUCUCGGCCACAAUCGCAAACGUACCAACAAAGUUCGCCUCAGCAAGGUCCGCCUCAGCAAGGUCCGUCUCAACAAGGUCCACCACAACAUGGUCAAUCGCAGCAUGGUCAAUCACAGCGGGGUCCGUUGCAGCAUAUUUCAUCUCAGCAUCAACCGCCUCCCUUUUCAACACCUCAGCAUUUUCAUUCACAAACGCCUCCGUCACAAAACGUGAGGAUAGAACCCCCAAACACACAACCUCCCCCGCCAGUGGCGCAUCCACAUGGAUUGCACACCCAAGGGCUACCUCCGCCAGAGCGCCAGCUACAACAAGUCCCUUCUUCAGAGCAGCAACACAUUUCGGUCAAAAGUCACCAACAAGGCACAUCGCAUACAUCUCAAUCGAGUUCCACCUCGGGAUUACCGCCUAUCUUGGCUUCCAAGCAGCCCCCUCAUCAGCCGCCGGCACCGCAAGCGUCAUUUACGAGUCUUCCCGCUCAUUCACCUCCGCAACAUGUCUUCCAAGCCCAUCCUACUCCGUCCGCAGCGCAGGCACCGGCACAGUACUCUCCACCCAACCCCCAGGAGGCACCUAAUCGCCAACCAUCCCCUCUUCGCCGCAUCAUCAAUUAUGUCAGCGACCCGUCUAAGGCAGCUCAGCCUGCAGGGCCUCCCUAUCAGUCCAUUAUGACUCCAGGCGCGACUAGUCCAUCAAUCAUGCACCAAGGUAGCCAGACCAAUCGUCCAGACAGCCGUGGGCGGAGUCCACCAGCAACUGCGGGCAGUUUCAUGAGCGCGUUUCACAUCAACAACCACACGUCUCGACCUCCUAUACCUGGGACUGGUAGCUUCAGAUCAGAAACACCAGCCAAGAACACAUUCACGAACUACACGGCUCCGCCUGUAGCAAGACAGCAAGGCCGCAUGACAGGUGCGCAAGUGCAGGAUCUUGCGCUUGCCGCUGUGCAACCGGCGCAAAGGAAGCCACUUGAAGAUGUCUUGAAAGAGCAAAGAGAUUGGAGGUCCAGAGAUCUUUCCCCUCCACCGCCGCCACCACCUCCGAGCGGGCCAAGACCCUUAUUCAAACUACAACCAGCGCCGUUAAACGGCCCUCCUAUUCUCCCUCAACCAGCUACUUCUAAUAUGGAUCAUCCGGCAGGCGCACAAAGUUCGCAUCUUUCUCACCACCAAGAUCGCGGCCCAACGCUACCUCGCUUAACACAACAAUCGGCCCCUGGGCCUUUUGUACCGCGUCCAUCCUCAGCGGCCAGUAGACCCAUGCUAGGCUCGUCCAUCGCGGCUAUACUGUCGCACAGUCCUCCCUCAACUCAGCACGCUCAGAUGGCGUCUAAGUCUACAGCCAGGCAACAGCUUCCUCCACUGAUGCCGAACCUUGACCGCGAUAAGCUGGAAGAAAAGUCCGCAACGAGCGGACCUUUUGGAGGAACUGCCGAUAGGCACAGAAGCAUCAGUGUCAGUAGUCAAGGGCCACCCCUGAGGUUUGUAGAUAUGCAUCGAGGCGACCGGAGGGGAAGCUCGGCGGGACCCGCGCAGCAUGGUUUCCCACCUGACAAGCAUUAAAAUGUUAUUUCUCUUGUUUAAUUCUUUUUCCUAAUCUGUCUCCACAUCAUAGAGUGUCGUGUUUGUCUGUCUUCGCUGUUGCUGUUGUUGUUUGUUUGGAUAGUAUGUAUAUACGAAUACCCUACGUACUAGUGUCCUAUCACUCGCUUUUCUGUAAUGCUAGCUUGUACGCAU